Molecule: messenger RNA, 624 nt
Organism: Chlorella variabilis
Lineage: Eukaryota; Viridiplantae; Chlorophyta; Trebouxiophyceae; Chlorellales; Chlorellaceae
Exons: 5
Coding region: 1-624 (207 amino acids)
Cellular component (GO): lysosome
Molecular function (GO): cysteine-type endopeptidase activity
Source: RefSeq, a predicted model, not a curated record
AUGUUCGGCCUGGACUGCACCUCCACUCAGUUCAACUACUCUGCCUCCGCCUGCCUGCGCGGCUCACCCACCGACGCCCUCCAUCUUGCCGCCACCGCUGGCGUGACUGCAGAGUCGGCCUACCGCUACCGCGCCGCCACUGGCAGCGGCGGCAACCUGGCCACCACUGGGCAGCCGGCGCAGUGCAACCGUGCCUUCCUGACCGGCCAGGCCGCCAAGGUGGGGCUGGUGCGCAUCACUGCCACCCCCGCCUACACGCCAGUGCAGCCCACCAAGCUGGCGCUCAUCAAGGCCCUGGCCGCCAGGCCCGCCCUGGCCCUGCUGGCUGUGGAUUCCACCUUCCAGCACUAUGCAGGCGGCGUGUGGUCCUCGCCCACCUGCGCCGACGCCAACGCACCCAACCACGCCCUGCUGGUUGUGGGCUACAGCACCGAGAAGCCCGGCUUUGAGAACUUCCUGGCCAAGAACAGCCUGGGGGCCAGCUGGGGCGAGAGCGGCUUUGUGCGCAUCGCGAUGACCGAUGCCGGCAUGUGUGGCAUGUACCAGGCUCUCGUGCAGGCCGGCGCCGCCGCGCUGGUUGCCCCCGCCAAGGCUGGCAACAGCACCGCCGCCAAGCGGGUGUAG